UGCAGAUUUCCAAGUUCCAGUGACGAAGCCAUCAAACCAACAAUUCCACCACGACAAACGACGCAAGUCCAUCAUUGCCAUUUCUUACCACGAAUUGAUCUACACUUUGCGAUACUAUCAACAGUUUCCCUACCGCACAUCUUCCGACCCCGCGACUCGAUCAGCACUCGGCGUCAGAUCCAAUCCUUGGUCGAUCCAAGCCCACUGCAUGCAAUAACCCCUCCUGACGCCGCUGUCACAAGUCACAACCACAACCAUACGAGCGAGCGCCACCGAGCGCCUUGCCCAUUUCUAUACCUCCGAUCUCGUUCCAUCACCAAUCCCGAUCCCAAUCCCAAUUCACCAAAAUGCAUCCUCCAAGUCCCAACCAGCUCCUAUCGAGCCUAGUCGCCCUCUGCGCCCUGACCGGUGCUGCCCACGCCUCCGAUGACGAUUCCUCCUCCCCAUCGCCCUCCCCAUCAACAACUACCACCACAACCUCCACCGUAACACCCUGCGUUGCCACCUCCACCAACGGCGCCUUCUACGAUCUCCGCCCCGACAUCGCCGUCAUCCCCGAAAAGGACGUCAAGCUUGCCCGGGGCACGCACACAAAAGACUAUCUUGCCCGAGGAUACGAUUACGGAUACAACAUCACGCUGAACAUAUGCGCCCCAGUCGUGAAAGGCGUGGAGGAUGUGGUGGGACUGACGAGCGAGGGAUGGAGCAAGGUCGGCGCGUGGUAUGAGAAGGGUGGAAAGGUAUACAGCCUAGGCCAGGAGUCGGGAGCAUUGACGCCGAGAGGAAGGAAGCUGGUGUUGCAGUAUACAGGAGGGUCGCCGUGUGAAGACAAGGACGACAAACGGAAACGAAGCAGCGGUGUUCACCAAGGCGCCGCGUACAGCAAAUAUUCCGACGGCGAAGACGAAGACCGUGACGACGACCAGACCGAUUCCGACUCCGACAAGAAAAACAGCAACACAUCCAAAGAGAAAAUCCGCCGCAAGUCCGCAACCAUCUCCUUCCUCUGCGACCGCUCCCCCGACAACCCCACCGCUGUCUCCUUCGUCGGCACCGACCCAGACGAAUGCUCAUACUUUUUCGAGGUCCGCUCGCAACACGCUUGUGCUGGAGCUGAGCCACAUAAACCGGGCUCUGUCGGACCAGGAGGAGUGUUUGCCAUCAUCUUCUUCAUUGCCCUGGCGGUGUACGUUAUUGGUGGUAUUUUCUACCAACGCACCGUGGUAAAGCAGAGAGGGUGGAGGCAGUUGCCCAAUUACACUCUUUGGGCCGGUAUCUGGAGCUUUCUCAAGGUAUGGAGUGCUAUUUCCUCUUGGUUCGGUUCUUCUGGGCGGGUGAGGGAUCGGAAAGCGAUGGGCAUGGUUUAGUAUGGAGAAGGAUCAAGUGCCAAGGCGUGAACUGGACACCUUCAUCAUCCUCACUUCGUCCUGCGCUCGCUUCCUGCCUAUGCGUCGGGGGUACCGAUCGUUGAACUCGUCCUCUCGUGGCCGAUACGGGAACAACGACGACGAGAACCGGUUGAUUGAUCAGCUGGAUGAGGAGUGGGAUGAUUAAUCUAGAAGUGGUCUUUGUUGUAGAGAUGGAAUAGGUAUGCUUAGGGUGCCUUUCUUCUUUCCGAGGCAGGUCCUUUUUU
This is a messenger RNA of Neurospora tetraspora, 1633 nucleotides long. RefSeq names its product mannose-6-phosphate receptor binding domain-containing protein. The transcript has 2 exons. Lineage: Eukaryota; Fungi; Ascomycota; Sordariomycetes; Sordariales; Sordariaceae. Bases 348 to 1367 code for a protein of 339 amino acids. The record is from RefSeq and is a predicted model, not a curated record.